This is a messenger RNA of Alternaria burnsii, 1257 nucleotides long. Its product is annotated as tyrosinase central domain protein. Bases 1 to 1257 code for a protein of 418 amino acids. The record is from RefSeq and is a predicted model, not a curated record. The transcript is spliced from 5 exons. Gene Ontology annotation, molecular function: oxidoreductase activity. NCBI's taxonomy places the organism in Eukaryota, Fungi, Ascomycota, Dothideomycetes, Pleosporales, Pleosporaceae.
AUGCGAGGCUCCUUUCAAGCUGCGUUACUAUUGCCUUUGGCUCUAGCUAAUGCGCUCCCGUACGAGGAUAAGCAGUUCGAGAAGAGGAGUUUCGAUCGCGUUGAUGACAUCCUCGCUGGCCUAGGUAGCAUUAAGCAGGACCUGAUGGCUGGUGGUGCUGCACUCAAUCAGCAAUUCUACCAAGCUGUUCAACAGCCAGCGCAGUACAAGAAGUGCAACCCCACCAAUAUUCAAGUCAGGCAGGAAUGGUCUACCUUCUCCAAGACCGAAAAGAAAGCAUACAUCAGCGCCGUUCAGUGCCUAGGGAAGCUGCCGUCCAAGACAUCAAAUGAGACAUGCCCUGGCUGUAGAUCGAGGUACGACGACUACGUCGCGACCCAUAUCCAGCAGUCCUUCAAUAUCCACGUUACGGGUAAUUUCCUUACCUGGCAUCGGUAUUUUACUUGGGCGUAUGAACAAACUUUGCGUAAUGAGUGCGGCUAUAAGGGCUCCCAGCCCUACUACAGCUACUCUAGGUGGUAUAAAGAUCCCGCAAAUUCGCCAUUACUUGACGGCUCGGACACGUCACUUUCCGGACAGGGUGCCAAGGGUUGCAGCAACCAGACAUUCAGUGGCAUCCCGCUAAACAGCGAUCCCAAGAUAAAGAUUCCGCAUGGCCCAGGUGGUGGAUGUGUAACCUCGGGACCCUUUAAGGAUUGGACUGUCAAUCUUGGCCCGUUGUUUCCCGCAUCGGAAUGCGUUGCACUGAAUCCCAACCAGGAUUUUGGCCCUAGUUAUGGCCUGGGCUACAACCCUCGUUGUCUUAUGCGCGACAUUACCAGCUUCACCGGCGAGGGAUGGCUAAAAGACGAUGACGUGGUUUCUCUGCUCAAGAGCGACAGUUACCAAUCUUUCUGGGAAAACUUACAAGGCGGCGCCCCUCCGAACAACUUCGAGAACAACUUUAUGGGCGUGCAUACUGCUGGUCACUUCAUCCUUGGUGGCGAUCCUGCAGGAGAUUUCACAGCUUCUCCUGCUGAUCCAUACUUCUUCUUUCACCACGCGUCGAUUGACAGGCUUUAUUGGACUUGGCAAAACCUGAAGCCGAGUGAGCGCACGAAGGCUCUAUAUGGUCCUACCGCCAUGUCCAAUCUUACCUCGCCCGCUGCGACUCUCCAAGACACUCUGGACAUGGGAUCGGCGUACCCUGGGUCCAUCACCAUUGAAGAUGCCUCAAGCACCAUGGGUGGUGCACCGUUUUGUUACACCUAUAUAUAG